Messenger RNA from Fomitiporia mediterranea MF3/22, 972 nucleotides. RefSeq lists its product as uncharacterized. The coding region runs from base 1 to 972 and encodes 323 amino acids. NCBI's taxonomy places the organism in Eukaryota, Fungi, Basidiomycota, Agaricomycetes, Hymenochaetales, Hymenochaetaceae. The transcript is spliced from 6 exons. The record is from RefSeq and is a predicted model, not a curated record.
AUGUCCGUUGUUAUGGGAAUGGCACACCCAGCUCCUACUCCACCUAAAAGGCUACAAUCCCCACCCCCGAAACAUCUUGCACCUCCUAGACAGGCUGUCAAGGCUGGAAAGCAGGAAAAAUUGAAAGCUGCUGAAAAAGGUGAAAAAGAAAAGGUAGUAAAAAGGAAGAACGACAACCCUCUAUAUAAUAGACUAGAAAAAGAAGCUGGGAAAGAACUUGAACACUUUGGAAUUCUCCUACGGCAUGAUGAAAGCAGAAAAACGAAAAAGUAUAUUGCUCGUAUCGGGGAGGACACUGAAAAGGCACGACGAAAAGCUGAAAAUAAGCAAGGCUUAGGAAACAAGGACAAUGCAGGAAAUGUGAAUGGAGAACAGGACAGGGCAAGUUUGUUACAGAUGCAAUGGAAGUGCAAAUGCUCGUUUACAGAUAGACCAUUACCGGAAAAAGGCACAGGAGAUGAUUACACUGAAGCCCGGCUCAAGUUGCUGAAACAUAUCCUGAAAAAUGCACAAAAGCAUUCCUUAUACCCUUUCCACUCUACAAUACAGAAAAUGUCAAAGACUAGUAGCAGAAAGUCUAAGUUAUUCUCACUCUCAACAAGACUUACCUCAGAGGCUAAUUCAGAGCUAGAAAACUAUGGAAUUCGAAGACAGGCAGGAACAGGAGAAGGAGGAAAGCCUGUGUUCAUUAUUGCAGAUAAAGGAUCACCAAGUCAGACAAACGUGAAAUGGAAGUGCGGUUGCCCGAUCAGUGACAGACCUCUACCCCAAGGUACAGGAGAUGAUGACUCAUUAGCAGCAUACGACCUUCUUUUGAACCUUAUGCAGGAGGCAAAGGAUCAUGAAUGUGAAAACCAUAGUAGAAAGGAUAAAGCAAGAGAUAUUUCCCGUGUAAAGGAUGCUCGCACAAUUUACAUGUUCCAGUUGAACAAGGCAAACAAAGGUGACCGCCAGUCGACAGAUGAAGCCUGA